Xiphophorus maculatus (southern platyfish) is the source of this 2650-nucleotide messenger RNA. RefSeq lists its product as uncharacterized. The transcript has 18 exons. NCBI's taxonomy places the organism in Eukaryota, Metazoa, Chordata, Actinopteri, Cyprinodontiformes, Poeciliidae. Bases 181 to 2493 code for a protein of 770 amino acids. The record is from RefSeq and is a predicted model, not a curated record.
CAUCUAAGAAAGUAGCUUGGGUGAAGGAAAACAUUGCUGCAGCCACUGCGGUUGUUUGAAAAUCCACAUGACACAACUUAGAGCACUCACUGCUCUGCUCAGACCGAGGAAAUUCCAUCAACAUUCAGUAGACAAAUAACCUCCUCUAUUGCUGAAACCCAAGAUCUGACAUUUAAGAUCAUGUUGGAGGGUCAAUGGUCUGAAGCUUUGCGUGCUAACAAAAUCAGAACUAUCUUUCACUGGCUGAAGAACCUGAAUAUUAAAGGUGAUGCAUGUUUGGAGGAACAUCUACAAACCUUCGGCUCCUGGCUACAGAGGACAUCAGAAUUCACAAAAAAGGAAUUGUUAACCUUGUGUUUCAGUCGUUGUCAGGGUGUGUGGAUGUUCCUGGAUCGGAGCUCCUUCACUGAAGUACACAUCUUGCUCCAGAGGCUACAGAACCUCCUCAUCUUGGUUCAGUGGUUGAGAAAACAACAAGGUUUGAAGGCUCCAUGUAUGAUCUGCAGGGACGCACAGCACUCAUCGAAUGGCAGACAUGCCUGUUGGAACCAAGAGCUCUGCACUCUGAAACAACACAUUUGGCUGGGUCGGCUGGUUCAGUGGUGGGGCAUUAUGGGGCUUCUGCCCAGGUUACCUGAAGCCCAAGAACUGAAACGUAUCUCUCAGAUGUGGAAGGAAAUGGAACUCAGCCAUCAGGAAAUGUGUCUUAAAACUGUUGGGUGGAAUAAGAGAGAGAUGGAAAGAUGUGGCUUUUUGAUCAAGGGCAUGGUGAUGCAGCUGUCCAAAAGACAUGGGUGUAUAUGGACUUCUGAAGACUGCACAGAUCAAUGCUACCCUCCACCUUCUCUUCACUCACUUCUGAAGCUUGUCUUGGUUCCUUGUAUUGACAACAUGUUGGUCCAGGGUAUUCUAUUAUACUUCAUCCUGGAUGUGGCUAACUUCCUACAGUGCAAAGACAACCUUCUGCAGUCUUUUUGCCAUGCUUUCACAAUCCCUCACAGAUUUUCCCAUCAAAUCAAAGCCUUCUGGAUGUUUGAUCAUGGGCGCACAAAGGCCUCCAUGGAGCUCUUGUUGAGUCCCAAAGCUGCUGUCCCUCAAUUCUCCUGGCAACAUCGAUGCAUUAUCAUCUCUCUGCUGAAAAGCAAGCAGCACCACAUGGCACUGAAGUAUCUCCAGUGGACAAAACCUCUCAUAGAAACCAUAGAGGAUGCAAAACUUUGUGCAGAAGUGUUUCUUCUAAGCAGUUGUCUGUCUGAUGCUUGGGCUUUGUUGAAAAGAAGCCACACAGAAAAUGAGGAUAUGGUCAUGUACUUCCUCCAGGCCUGUAAAGGUGUGAAUCUACAUGUUGAAGCUGUAAAAUACAUUUGCCAUGGAUGCCACGGUGAAGAAGACUGCAGCAAAGUUGAAGUAUGUAUCUUGCAGCAGAAGAAUAAAGAUUGUUUUAGUGAAAUGAUACCCAGCCCACUGUCUGCUACACUGUAUCAGAAUCAGGCGGAGAGAACGUCUUCAGAGGAACUGGUCAAACUGGUCAUGAAGGCUGUGACAGAAGUGAGAAAACCAAAUCCCAGCAUAAGUGAGGUUGUGUGGCCAAAGAAACCAAAGAGAAAAUCAAACAGCAGAGAAAUAUUUCUGUCAGUGCAGGCUAUGCGCCGCCUCACUCCAAGCCCAUUCUCAAUGGAAGCUGUGAAAGAAACCGAACAAACAGCAAAUACAGAGGAUGGCCAAGGGGAACACUGUGCUCUCCAUUCUAAUCAAUCUGAAACACCGGAUAUUCUGACUUCUGAGAAUCAAAGCACCAUAACUUUGCAGAGGAUUUCAGCUUUUCUCACUGAUCAGGAGAUCCAAACUAAAGAAGAUGAUGAAGACGAUGAGGACAAUUUCACCUCAGUGGAUGAUUCUUUGCCACAAUGCUGGGAGCCAAAACUGUCACCAGAUGGCGCCACAGAACAACUUUCCCUCUGUGACUUAGAUAAAAGUUUAAAGUCCCAAGAUAAAGUAACAGCUUAUGUUUUGCAAGGUGGAGAAAAUGACAGGAAGUACACACCAGGAGAGCAAGUUGCUGAUGAUUCUCCCAAAAUGGCCACUUCAGGCUCCCACAAAAGGGAAGACCAGUCAGAUGGUUUUCUGGUGAUAUCAGCAGACCAGAAAGGGGAUGAGCACCACCAGCAAAAGGAAGCUCUGGGAUGUGGCAUUCAAGACUUCUCCAGUACACCAUCAACAACCCUCCAAGAUCCAGUGACUGACCUGAACCAAAGGUUGGUUUCAGAGGACAACACUGGCCCACCAACAAUUGAUAACACCACGUCUUCCUGUCUGCUUGGCCCCUCAUUCACCAACAGACUGGCCAACGUCACUGAUUUCUCUGCAAAGCAAACAGAUGACAAACAGGCAGAAGGAAAGGAGCUUGCAGGUUGGAAAGGGAAGGCUCCACAACAAAGAGUCAUGAGUGGAAGAACACAAUCCAGAAAAGGCAAACGAGUGAAGAGAACAUGAUGAAAAUAAUGCAUGAAAAAAAGAGUUUUUUGAAGACAUGAAUCUCGUUUAUAUAUCAUGAACUCACACUCUGUAACACUGACCGAUCAACUAAACAUUGGACAUACCAGCAACAUGCAGUACAUAUUUUCUUGAAUGUUUCUCAGAACUAUAUCUG